Arabidopsis arenosa is the source of this 6757-nucleotide messenger RNA. The record is from the annotation of a GenBank genome assembly. NCBI's taxonomy places the organism in Eukaryota, Viridiplantae, Streptophyta, Magnoliopsida, Brassicales, Brassicaceae.
GAUAUCUCUCUGAUUCUUCGAUUUCGCCUCUCUCUCUCUAUCUCCUUCCUUCUCCUCCUAUCUCUAAUCUCUUCUCUUCUCUCUCUAUCGGGAAACCAAAGCGGUUCUUGUUUGGAUCAAAAGGCGAAGUCAAGGCGGAGAAAGAAAAGAGAGGGUCGUGAGAUAUGGUUGAGACGAGACGUAGCUCUUCCGCUUCCAAGCGUUUCUGUGCUUCUUCUUCUUCUCCUGAAGCUUCUUCUUCUCAAAGGCCUAACAAGCGAUCUAAGGUUAAGAUCGAUGCCGCUGCUUCUGCUCUCGAGCCUGCGGCGGCGGCGGAACCGGCUGGUUCUUCUUCGGCGAGCGAGGUUCCGAUCGAGAAUCAAGGACCUGCUUCGGAUCCUGGAUCGGAAUCUGGAGAGCCGGAACUUGGAUCCUCUGAUCCACAGGCUAUGGAUGCGGACAAGCCUGUUGUUACCACUGAUGUCCCGGUGAUGGAGAACUCUCCUGAAACCGACGCUAACCCUGAAGUUGAAGUCUUGGCGACACCUACCGUUGCAGGUGAAGUGAUGGCGGAUGCUGAGAAAUCCAAGGCUGCUAAGAAGAGGGCUUUAAAGGCGCCAUGGGCGAAGCUACUUUCCCAGUAUUCUGAGACUCCUCACCGUAUCAUGAGAGGCCCUGUGUUUACUGUUGGACGCAAGGGAUGUGAUCUAUCUAUCAGAGACCAAACUAUGCCCAGCACCCUGUGUGAACUGAAGCAGUCUGAGAAUGGUGGUCCAUCAGUUGCAUCCCUGGAGAUAAUAGGGAAUGGAGUUAUUGUUCAGGUCAAUGGCAAGUGUUACCAGAAAAGUACUUGUGUUCAUCUACGGGGUGGUGACGAGCUGAUCUUCAGCAUUGCUGCGAAACAUUCUUAUAUAUUUCAACCUCUUAAAGAUGAAAAUCUAGCUGCUCCUGACAGAGCUUCUUCGUUGAGUAUAUGUGAAGCUCGUGGUGCCCCUCUGAAAGGGGUUCAUGUCGAGACAAGAGCAGGAGACUCCUCAGCUGUUGAUGGGGCCUCUAUAUUGGCAUCUCUAUCAAAGUACCGCAACUUACAUCUUCUACCACCAAUUGCUAAAGCGGCCAAGAGGCAGCAAAAUCCUGCGGUUCCUGUGGUACCUUCCAGUUUCAAUGAUUACAUCUCGGAUACAGACAUGAACGAUGCUGAUAGUAACAAUGACCAUGCUGCUGUUGCUUCUGUGGAGAAAACUGCUGCUGCUUCUACCUCUUGUACUGCCAAUGAGAACCUGAAUGUCGAUGGCAGUGGAUUGGAUCCUUUUCAAGAAGCUGAUGGUGGAAAUGUUCCUGGUCCUGGUUAUGAAAUUAGACCAAUCGUGCACCUUCUUGGUGAGUCUUCUUCAUUUGAUAUACGGGGAAGCAUCUCCAAACUGCUGGAUGAACGAAGGGAAGUGAGGGAAUUCCUCAGAGAAUUUGACCUUUCAUCAACUAUAUCGACUAGACGCCAAGCGUUGAAGGAUAGUCUGCGAGGAGGAGUACUCAAUGCGCAAAACAUAGAAAUUUCUUUUGAGAACUUCCCAUAUUAUUUAAGUGCUGCGACAAAGGGUGUUUUGAUGACAUCGAUGUUUGUCCAUAUGAACGGUGGAAGCAAGUAUGCAAAUUUUGCAACAGACUUGACUACAGCGUGUCCCCGUGUAUUACUCUCUGGACCAUCAGGCUCUGAGAUAUAUCAGGAAAUGUUGGUGAAAGCGCUUGCUAAAAAUUUUGGGGCCAAAUUGAUGAUUGUUGACUCUCUUUUGUUGCCUGGGGGAUCACCAGCCAGGGAAGCUGAAUCUUCUAAAGAAGGUUCUAGGCGUGAAAGGCUGUCUAUGCUUGCGAAAAGAGCUGUUCAGGCUGCACAAGUAUUGCAGCAUAAGAAACCGACUUCAAGUGUUGAUGCUGAUAUAACAGGUGGCUCAACAUUAAGCUCUCAGGCUUUGCCAAAACAAGAAGUGUCAACAGCAACUUCUAAAAGUUACACAUUCAAAGCAGGUGACCGAGUAAAAUUUGUAGGUCCAUCGGCUUCUGCAAUUUCUUCUCUUCAAGGCCCGCUUAGGGGACCGGCCGUUGGUUUCCAGGGAAAAGUACUCCUUGCAUUUGAAGACAACUGUGCUUCAAAAAUUGGGAUUAGAUUCGAUAGGUCUGUACAAGAUGGCAAUGAUCUUGGUGGCCUCUGCGAAGUAGACCAUGGUUUUUUCUGUGCUGCUAGCUCACUUCGGUUAGAAGGUUCUUCUAGCGAUGAUGCUGAUAAACUCGCCGUUAAUGAAAUCUUUGAGGUCGCAUAUAGUGAGAGUGAAGGAGGGUCACUAAUAUUGUUCCUGAAAGAUAUUGAGAAAUCUCUUGUGGGGAACAGUGAUGUGUAUGCAACCUUGAAGAGCAAGCUCGAGACUUUACCGGAAAAUAUAGUUGUCAUGGCCUCACAGACCCAGUUGGACAGCCGAAAGGAGAAAUCCCAUCCUGGAGGUUUCUUGUUUACUAAGUUUGGUGGCAAUCAGACGGCACUACUGGAUCUAGCAUUUCCGGAUAAUUUUGGUAAACUGCACGAUAGAAGCAAAGAAACACCUAAAUCAAUGAAACAAAUAACUCGACUAUUUCCUAACAAAGUCCCCAUCCAGUUACCUCAGGAUGAAGCUUUACUCUCGGAUUGGAAGGAGAAACUCGACCGUGACACAGAGAUUUUGAAGGUUCAGGCUAAUAUAACCAGCAUCCUUGCAGUCCUCGCCAAAAACCGACUUGACUGCCCUGACCUUGGAACCUUGUGCAUCAAAGAUCAAACCCUUCCAUCUGAAAGUGUUGAAAAAGUGGUUGGCUGGGCUUUCGGUCACCAUCUUAUGAUAUGCAAAGAACCUAUAGUUAAAGACAACAAGCUUGUUAUCUCUGCAGAAAGCAUUACAUAUGGCCUGCAGAUGUUACAUGAUCUUCAGAACGAAAACAAGAGUUUAAAGAAGUCUCUCAAGGAUGUUGUUACUGAGAACGAAUUUGAGAAAAAACUGUUGUCGGAUGUCAUUCCACCUAGCGAUAUAGGUGUUUCCUUUGAUGAUAUUGGGGCUCUGGAAAAUGUGAAAGAAACAUUGAAGGAGUUGGUGAUGCUUCCUCUUCAGAGACCGGAAUUGUUUGGCAAAGGCCAGCUCACAAAGCCUACGAAAGGUAUACUGUUGUUUGGACCUCCUGGUACUGGGAAGACAAUGCUGGCAAAGGCAGUAGCAACUGAGGCUGGCGCAAAUUUCAUCAAUAUCUCAAUGUCUAGCAUCACUUCGAAGUGGUUUGGUGAGGGAGAGAAGUACGUUAAAGCUGUCUUCUCCUUAGCGAGCAAGAUUGCGCCCAGUGUCAUUUUUGUUGAUGAGGUUGAUAGCAUGUUGGGUAGACGUGAAAAUCCUGGGGAACAUGAAGCUAUGCGCAAGAUGAAGAACGAAUUCAUGAUAAACUGGGACGGUUUACGAACAAAGGAUAGAGAACGGGUUCUGGUACUCGCUGCCACCAACAGACCAUUUGAUCUAGACGAAGCUGUUAUUAGACGGCUUCCUCGGAGAUUGAUGGUUAAUCUUCCAGAUGCAACGAACAGAUCAAAGAUUUUGAGCGUCAUUCUAGCAAAAGAAGAAAUAGCACCAGACGUUGAUUUAGAAGCUAUAGCAAAUAUGACAGAUGGGUACUCAGGAAGUGACUUAAAGAAUCUGUGUGUGACCGCAGCACAUCUUCCAAUCCGAGAAAUACUGGAGAAAGAAAAGAAGGAGAAAACUGUAGCUCAGGCUGAGAACCGUCCCACACCGCCAUUGUAUAGCUGCACAGAUGUUCGUCCCCUGACAAUGAACGAUUUCAAGGCUGCCCAUGAUCAGGUAUGCGCAAGUGUUUCUUCAGACUCCUCGAACAUGAACGAGCUUCAGCAAUGGAACGAGCUGUAUGGUGAAGGAGGAUCGAGGAAGAAGACGUCGUUGAGCUACUUCAUGAUUUUGAAAAUGCAAGGAGAUUCGUCUCCUUCUCCGUCUCCGACGACUACUAGCUCUCCUUUGAUAAGACCGAUUAACAGAAACGUAAUUCACAGAAUCUGCUCCGGUCAAGUCAUCUUAGACCUCUCUUCUGCCGUCAAGGAGCUAGUGGAGAACAGUCUCGACGCCGGAGCUACCAGUAUAGAGAUCAACCUCCGAGACUACGGCGAAGACUACUUUCAGGUCAUUGACAAUGGUUGUGGCAUUUCCCCAACCAAUUUCAAGGUUCUAGCACUCAAGCAUCAUACUUCUAAAUUGGAGGAUUUCACAGAUCUUCUGAAUUUGACUACUUAUGGUUUUAGAGGAGAAGCCUUGAGCUCUCUCUGUGCAUUGGGCAAUCUCACGGUGGAAACAAGAUCAAAGAAUGAGCCAGUUGCUACGCUCUUGACGUUUGAUCAUUCUGGUUUGCUUACUGCUGAAAAGAAGACUGCACGCCAAAUUGGUACCACUGUCACUGUUAGGAAGUUGUUCUCUAAUUUACCUGUACGAAGCAAAGAGUUUAAGCGCAAUAUACGCAAAGAAUAUGGGAAGCUUGUAUCUUUAUUGAAUGCAUAUGCACUUAUUGCGAAAGGGGUGCGGUUUGUCUGCUCUAACACAACUGGGAAAAACCCUAAGUCUGUUGUGCUGAACACACAAGGGAGGGGUUCACUUAAAGACAAUAUCAUAACAGUUUUCGGCAUGAACACCUUUACAAGUCUACUGCCUGUACGUAUAUGUAUAUCAGAAGAUUGUAGAGUUGAAGGGUUUCUUUCCAAGCCUGGACAGGGUACUGGACGCAAUUUGGCAGAUCGACAGUAUUUCUUUAUAAAUGGUCGGCCUGUAGAUAUGCCAAAAGUCAGCAAAUUGGUGAAUGAGUUAUAUAAAGAUACAAGUUCUCGGAAAUAUCCAGUUGCCAUUCUGGAUUUUGUUGUGCCAGGUGGAGCAUGUGAUUUGAAUGUCACGCCCGAUAAAAGAAAGGUGUUCUUUUCUGAUGAGACUUCUGUUAUCGGUUCUCUGAGGGAAGGUCUGAACGAGAUAUAUUCCUCUAGUAAUGCGUCUUAUAUUGUUAAUAGGUUUGAGGAGAAUUCAGAGCAACCAGAUAAGGCUGGAGUUUCAUCUUUUCAGGAGAAAUCAUUUCUCCUGUCAAAAGAAAUUGUUUUGGAUGUCGGUUCUAAAACAAUACAAGGGGAAACUAUUGAGAAGGAAAAUCCAUCCUCAAGGGAGGCUGAGAUUGAUAAUAGUUCGCCAAUGGAGAAGUUUAAAUUUGACAUUAAGGCACGUGGGACUAAGAAAGGGGAAGGUUCUUUAUCAGUCCAUGAUGUGCCCCUAACUGUAACUCACCUUGACAAGACAACUAGCAAAGGUUUGCCUCACUUAAAUGUGACGGAGAAAGUCACCGAUGCAAGUAAAGACUUGAGCAGUCGCUCUAGCUUUGCCCAGUCAAAUUUGAAUACUUUUGUUACCAUGGGAAAAAGAAAACAUGAAAACAUAAGCACCAUCCUCUCUGAGGUACCUGUUCUCAGAAACCAAACAUCUAGUUAUCGUGUGGAGAAAAGCAAAUUUGAAGUUCGUGCUUUGGCUUCAAGGUGUCUCAUGGAAGGCGAUCAAGUAGAUGGUGUGGACAUCUCGAAGGAAGAUAUGACACCAAACGAAAUGGAUUCUGAACUAGGCAAUCGGACUCCUGGAACACAAACUGAUAAUGCUGAAAGACAUGAAAGAGAACAUGAAAAGCCUAUAUGUUUUGAAGAACCACCAUCAGAUAACACACUCACCAAGGGGGAUGUGGAAAGGAUUUCAGAGGACAAUCCAGGGUGCAGUCAGCCACUGCGAUCUGUGGCCACAGUGCUAGACUCCCCAGCUCAGUCAACCGGUCCAAAAAUGUUUUCCACAUUAGAAUUUAGUUUCCAAAACCUCAGGACAAGGAGGUUGGAGAGGCUGUCGAGAUUGCAGUCCACAGGUUAUGUAUCUAAAUGUAUGAAUACGCCACAGCCUAAAAAGUGCUUUGCUGCUGCAACAUUAGAGUUAUCUCAACCGGAUGAUGAAGAGCGAAAAGCAAGGGCUUUAGCUGCAGCUACUUCUGAGCUGGAAAGGCUUUUUCGAAAAGAGGAUUUCAGGAGAAUGCAGGUACUCGGGCAAUUCAAUCUUGGGUUCAUCAUUGCAAAAUUGGAGCGAGAUCUGUUCAUUGUGGAUCAGCAUGCAGCUGAUGAGAAAUUCAACUUCGAACAUUUAGCAAGGUCAACUGUCCUGAACCAGCAACCCUUACUCCAGCCUUUGAACUUGGAGCUCUCUCCAGAAGAAGAAGUCACUGUAUUAAUGCACAUGGAUAUUAUCAGGGAAAAUGGAUUUCUUCUAGAGGAGAAUCCAAGUGCUCCUCCCGGAAAACACUUUAGACUACGAGCCGUUCCUUAUAGCAAGAAUAUCACCUUUGGGGUCGAAGAUCUUAAAGACCUGAUCUCAACUCUAGGAGAUAACCACGGGGAAUGUUCGGUUGUCAGUAGCUACAAAACCAGUAAAACAGAUUCGAUUUGUCCAUCACGAGUCCGUGCAAUGCUAGCAUCCCGCGCAUGUAGAUCAUCCGUGAUGAUCGGAGAUCCACUCAGAAAAAACGAAAUGCAGAAGAUAGUAGAACACUUGGCAGAUCUCGAAUCUCCUUGGAACUGCCCGCACGGACGACCAACGAUGCGGCAUCUUGUGGACUUGACAACUUUACUCACACUACCUGAUGACGACAAUGAUGAUGAUGAUGCAACCAUCUCAUUGGCAUGAACUAAAAGUCUUAUUAACAU